This is a messenger RNA of Aspergillus nidulans FGSC A4, 1002 nucleotides long. RefSeq lists its product as uncharacterized. Lineage: Eukaryota; Fungi; Ascomycota; Eurotiomycetes; Eurotiales; Aspergillaceae. The coding region runs from base 163 to 1002 and encodes 279 amino acids. Gene Ontology annotation, cellular component: nucleus. The transcript has 6 exons. Gene Ontology annotation, molecular function: DNA binding; zinc ion binding. The record is from RefSeq and is a predicted model, not a curated record.
CUUUCAACUUUUCUCUCAUUCUUUGCGUGAAGUCUAAUCGUUCAUUGUAUCAACUUUUGAGUUAAUUUCCAGAUCUUUCCUAUUUUUUUUUCCUCAUUCCUAUUCUUUCCUGUUUGAAAAGCAUAAUCCAGAAAGCUACGUAGAGAGUGACGUCGUGUCAACAUGCCAUCCUAUCGGUUAGAGCAAGCGUCUACCGGCCGCGCAGGCUGCCAAAACAAGGAAUGCAAAGAGCAGAAGAUCAAGAUUGCCAAAGGCGAGCUGCGAUUAGGCAGCUGGGUCGACACGGAGAGAUUCCAAUCUUGGUUUUGGAGACACUGGGGUUGUGUCACCCCCAAGGUCAUCGCCAAUAUCAACGAACUUGUUGGCGAAGGUGACGACAGAGACCUCGAGACGCUUGAUGGGUAUGAGGAUCUCCCGGCUGAGCUUCAGGAGAAGGUUGCAAGGGCUUUGGAUCAGGGUCAUGUCGACGAUGAGGAUUGGAGGGGUGAUCCUGAGAUGAAUGUGCGCGGCAGCAGCGGCUUCCGGGUGAGAGCCUCAGCUAAGGCCAAGAAAGCAAAAGAUGCAGAUGAAGAAGAGAAAGAUGACGCCGCUGAAGAGCAGAAGACUCCGGCAAAGAAAACAAAAAAAGCAAAGAAGGCUGAACAUGCAGACGAUGAAGAGAAUGACGACGCAACCAAAGAGAAGAAGUCCCCCAGCUCCAAGUCUAAGAAGCGCAGCCGCGUGCAAGUUGACGAUAACAACCACGAUGCAGGGGCCGCUUCGCCCAAGAGGUCCAAGAGGACCCCAACGAGGAUUCCGAAGCAAGUUCCUGCCAUUUCGUCUCAAUCCGAUGACAGCGCAAAUGAGUCCCCUGAGCCGAAGCGCAGGCCUGCGAAGCGUGGUCAUCAAGCCAAAGAAGCAAAGCCUGCUCCCAAGCGUGGAAAGAAGAAGGCUGUCGAAGACAGCGAAGUUGAGCCUGCUGCUGAGAAGCCCAAGCGUGGACGGAAGAAGGCUGCCGCCUGA